AUGCAAGCUCCCAAAGAGCAUCCCGCUUCUUGGUUUUGUCCGUCGCCCGAGCCCGUUUCGCUAUUGCCUUCAAAAGUGGUCCUUGGUGGCCAUUCUGGACGGUUAAAAGAGGUUGUGAAGCUUCCCAAUGAAAUGAAUAUCAAUCCCAAUGCAGACGAACUACUUCUUAAAGUUAAACUCAUCGGUGUCAAUUAUAAGAAAGACAUUGAUCCACUUCGACAUCAUGUUUUCAAAAACAAAUAUGCCACUGUGGUACCUUUCAACAAGAUUAUCGGCAAGAUCCUGGCACUUCUGAAACAUAUGAGUUGCACCAAUUUCAAGUUUCUGUCGAAAUACUUGGUUUUUCCAUAUUCCAACUGCAAUAUUCAACACAUUGAACCUUGUGAUCAUUGCCGUCGAUUGACAAAUGUCGAGCUAACCAGAGACACCAUGGAUAUGUUUUACCUUUAUCCAUGCUUGCGCAACCUCGAAUAUGGCAUAACCAUCGAUGGGGGAUUGCAAGAUUACAUCAAGAUUCGACUGCCGUCUCAGUCGCUUUUGGAGAUUCCUAUAAAUGUAAGUUUGCACGAUUGCUGCUUCAUGAUGGAAAUCAUGCUUCCCUUCUACAUCUUUAUGACUACUUUAUUCAUAAAGUAUGGCUACGACCAGUCGGGCAACAAAAUAAUGAUCAUACUCAACGACUCCAAAACCGAGACGAACGACGUUCUCAUCGUAUUGCAACAACUCAACAUUGACCGGAAAUCGGUCGUGAUAAUGGACCCUUCCACCAUCAAACAGCUCUCAACCAAAGAAAAAUCAUCCUUGCACAAAAAAUUUGAGUUUGUUCUAUGCUUCAAUUUUUCAUCUACUUCACUCGACUUCACCGACUACUGCAUUGCAUCCGUGGGUCUUCCUUCGUCAAAAUCAAGAUUCCAUGUUGUCUGGUUCGACCAGUAUGCGCCUCUGGAGGCGUCCAAACUACGAAAACGUAGCGAAAUGCUGACCGAUAAGACUUUCCAUCAUAUUCGAGUAGGACACAAGGACUUUGUUCACGCCCAAGAUCUACUUUCCAUGCUCUCCAGUUUCAAUAUUCUAAGACAAUCGACCACCACCUCCAACCUGGAAGACUCAUCAGACACCCGUCCUUCUGUUUCCAGCCUCGAAACCUCACUAACUACUUUCUCAAAUCAAUCGCUACAUCUGGGUUCAAGCAGCACAACUUCGUUUUCGCUCCAAAAGUAUAACGAAGUGGUUAAAAAUGGCAAAUUCCUUAGGUUUCGGGACGAAGAUUCCAUUAUCAAUAGCGAAAGAGAAAUUCGAAGCUCUCAUGUUUCCUGGCUAUGGUAUGAUAAGGACAUUGAUUUCUGCCGAGAUUGCGAAUUUGAAGACUUUGGGACUUCUACUCAUAAUAUCAAAGAUGUGAAUUCGCUAAUGAUGGACUCGGAUGCUCAACCAAAGCGUAUUUGCUACUUUAACAAACCAUCCAAAACCGCCAAUUUGAAUGCGUUUGUACUCUCAUCAUGA
Messenger RNA from Meyerozyma guilliermondii ATCC 6260, 1503 nucleotides. RefSeq lists its product as uncharacterized. The record is from RefSeq and is a predicted model, not a curated record. The transcript has a single exon. Bases 1 to 1503 code for a protein of 500 amino acids. NCBI's taxonomy places the organism in Eukaryota, Fungi, Ascomycota, Pichiomycetes, Serinales, Debaryomycetaceae.